This is a messenger RNA of Ixodes scapularis (black-legged tick), 7130 nucleotides long. RefSeq names its product neuroglobin. The record is from RefSeq and is a predicted model, not a curated record. The transcript has 4 exons. NCBI's taxonomy places the organism in Eukaryota, Metazoa, Arthropoda, Arachnida, Ixodida, Ixodidae. Bases 296 to 898 code for a protein of 200 amino acids. Gene Ontology annotation, molecular function: heme binding; oxygen binding.
UGUGUCAGUUUGCAGAGUCACUUCGUCGGAGUGAGUUCGGACUCGUCACGUCUCUCGCUGCGAUCACGUGCGCCGGCCGAGAUUCGUCGAUCCCUCCGCGUCCUUUUCACGGCACUGGUUCGGUUGACGCCGACGUGAAGGAAUCGCUGAAGCCCUUCAUGGAUUACCGCAAAGACUGGACUUCGGCCGCACGCUGGACUAGACUGGGAGCUUAGCCAGGAUUGAACGAGGACGCCCCCCUAGAACCGGGCGAUUUGGAACACGAGGCGGGACACUGAAGUCGACGUCUGACGCGAUGGGCUACGGCGUGAGCAGGCAGUCGGUGCUGCGCGGCGAAGUGGACCCCGAUCUGAGCAACUCUCUGACGGCCCGACAAGCCGAGUUGGUCCGAUCCACUUGGGCUAUCGUGUCGCAGGACCUUGCCGGAACAGGGGUGGUCGUCUUCAAGAGGCUGUUGACACGGUACCCGGAGCUGUGCCGCCUGUUCCGCAAGUUUAUGACCCUGAGGGACGACGGGACCUACGACUGGGACAUGGAAGGACUGCAGCGGCACGCCCUACUCGUCAUGCAGGGGCUCGAGGCCGCCGUCGAGAACCUCGACGACAGUCGGGUCCUCGCCGACAUCCUCUACGAACUGGGACGCAAACACGCGCGCUUCAACGUCCACGAAGACAUGUUCGACAAACUAUGGCACGCACUCAAGUUUGGCCUGGAAGACGCCCUUCAGGACAGAUUCAACCGCGAGGUGGCCCAGGCGUGGUUCAUCAUCUUCCGGUUCCUGUCCAGAAAGAUCAUCGAAGGCAUGCUGGAACACAGGGCCAAGAUGGCGGAAGAGAAGGCGAAACAAGAAAUCGGAGACAAACCGGACAAGAUCACCGACAAGGGCAAGCCCCGUUAACCAGCUGCCCGGAACUGCGCCUAGUUAUCACGUUUUGCAACGUCACUUCCGCCGCCACGGAAUGGUCGGCGUUGUGGGGGCGUGCACUUUGAGGAUUCGGCAGCUACGAGUGCGCACAUUGUGGUGACGUCAUCGUGAAUGGUUGGUGGUUCGUGACGCUGUGACUUUUUAAACUUUUGAAAUAUCGCCCGCUUCUCGUCGCAAGAAGCUGAUUGAAGCUUGCAGAAAUCAAGGGUUUUGUUAUACAUACAUAUAGCUUCAGAUGCCGUCUUGUCUGAAAGCGUACGAAAUUGCGUCUGUGUGUUCUCUGCGCACCAAACCGGCAAAAGAUGCCGAAUAUACUUUAGUGCGACUGUGUUGUGUUUCAUCAACAUUGUGUUUGCAUGCGUGAGCCACAUAUUAUUUUUUUUUGUCUUGUUUAAUAUGCAGGGGACGUGCGAAUACCGAUUUGAUUUCAAUAGCACUGCGUCAUUCAUAAACUUCCCGAUGAGAGGAAAAGCCACAACAACCGGUUUUCAUAACACUCUUAAACAUCAGAAGACACUGCACUAAUCAAUGUGAAUCGGUAUUUGCAAACUUCUACUAACAUGAGUAACUGUUAUUCUUGUGACGUACUUCGCUUUAGUGACUGCCUUACUGCGCUAUGAUUGGUCUUAUUGAUCCGUUAUGAUAAGCCACGUUUAGAGCAAUCGACACGCCAUUUUCUGAUUGGCUCGCGUGUGCCACCAGUAUGGUGCUCCGUGCAGAGCUGGCGCAAUGGACCCUUUUCAGUAAAUCAGUGCCAUCUGGCGGCUCAAAUAUCAGUCUAAAUGUUUGUCUGCUACUGGUGGUGAAAAUCCAGUACCUAUUCGUGAACGGCAGACGUACGAAAGUGGCGGUAUUCUUCGCUCUUUCCCAAUAGACCCUUUCAGGAAUUCAGUGUCAUCUAGUGGCUCAAUUAGCAGUCCAACCGUUUUAUAAGCAGGGAUCGACUGCAGGCGAGCUCGUAAUGAAUCGACAUCUUGUAGACCAUGAGAUGCCAAAUGUUUUUAUGCUAAGGGCAGUGAGCGUCUAGUAUCUAAUCGUUCAAGGCAAACGUAUGAAAUUGGCGGUUAUUUUCUUUUGAUAAAUUUGUUUUCGUUCCGAAGGUGAAGAAAAAUGUCCCUCUGUGCGAGACGUUUAUAGGGCAAAAUUUUCGAUGAAAAUCACCGUAUGAAGGGUCUCGUGGGCCAAGUGCUUGUCAACAAAUUUAUUACGCGUGAGUCCGAAAAAACGCCGACGCAGCGUUUGUGUUUCGUUGGUAGGUAUUCACUGACUGACAGAACCAUUUGUUUGUUAGGGGCUGUCUGGGGCGUGCCGAUGGCGAACGUUUUAAGGAUUCCCGUAAUGCUAUGUUCCUACUACGGACGCAACGCGCCAAUUUUUCAUGACACGCGCAAACGUGAGUACAAGAAGCGGAACGAUUUCGUUCAGACUAAAACCAAUCGUGGUCUGAACGAACUCGUUUUCUUGCUUGCGCUUUGGUUCGAGAAUGUUGUGAAAGGCAGGCGCGUUGCGUCUGUAACGUGAACAUAGCACAACACUCUCAACUCCUUAGAGCGCACAAGCUGACAUCGAGCAACAAAAAUUGCAGAACAGCGUCUGGGAUGUGCAGGCUUCGGACAUCUGUGCAUGUCUUCGGCUUCUUCCUUCAUCAGGCACCCCCCGCCCCUUCUCCGCGGAUAAAUCAUAUAUACUUCGAUGAUGACAGUUAUCGAAGUAGCAAGAGUAAAUUUCGAAAAGGGUCUAUUGGCGAUUGCUACGAUACGAAAAAAAAAAAAAAAGUGUGACUUCCUGAGCUUCACAUGCGGUGUAAGGAAACUCAGACGAUGUUUGUUCUCCUCUGUCCCUGACUGUUUUACACAUUUCUGCGAGACGAAAAAAGCUUUUCUCCGAUCCGAAAUAAAGCUUCAAAUAGAAAGUAACAAUUUUUUUCUUUAGCAAACCGAAUGGCUGACAUGUCGUUUCUCUGAAUCGUAGCUUAUUUAAUAGCUGGAGCUUCUCCCCACCAUUUUCCUUCUGUUUUUUUUUGUUUUUUUUUCUCUUGGGCGUAUUAGUUUACGAUUAUUAUUAUUAUUGCGUGUUCAGCCGACAUUGAGGAUUGUCUGUUAGCUAUGUUGCUUGCUUCAUAGAUAAAUACCCACAUGCAUCGAUAAUUUUUUAUAAUUAUUAUCAUUAUUCAUUAUCAUUAUUUUUCAUACUCGUAUUCACCUGAAGAACAGUAGUAAAUCAAGUCCGGCUUCUCGUGCGACGUUACCAUUUUUCCCUUCGUGCGUUGAAUCAAGCGAUACGUAGACGCAUCUUAGAUUAGCCUUGUGUUAUUUUAGGAGUGUGGACACAUUUCGAACGCCAAAAAGGCGUGGCUUCUUGCUUCGACAACCCAAUCCCGUGAGAACUACUUCGCGCAGCGCAUGAGUGAGUCGCCAAACUUUCUUUUCCCCUCAACGUCACGACGAAUAGAGUGUCUUGUCUUUUGUAUGGCUAGCUGUACGGUAAGUCUUUUUUUUUUUUUCCCUGUUGUUUUAUGGGAACCACAAGCUGCGUGAUUCCGCAACAUUCGAACGCCGCGCCCAACUAAGAAACAAUCACGUGAGAUGUUUGUUGCAAACUAUCAAAAACGAGUUUCCAAACAAACAAAGAAAAACACCCAGCCUUCCUGAAUAUAAACGUCGCGUUAUGUUCGGAGAAGUGUUGAGACGUACAUGAUCAAAUCUGGUUGUAAAUUAAAUAUUUGCUAUAUUCGGCGACCUUCGAGGUCGAAUUUGAUAAUCCUGGAGAAAGAAUGCGAACAUUAAAAUGUAGAUAUGUAUGUAUUUCAGCGUUGUCGCAGUCUGUCACCCUCAACGUUUAACUUCUCAGUUUGCGUACCCCGCUUACUUAUCAGUACCGGGGGGGAGAGUACAAUCAGGCCAUACUUAGUGAAUUUUUAAGCGAGGCUAUCCCGUAAAGCAAAACGAAAUGACGGCGACUAGUAAUGUACGAAAACCCCCAUAAAAGGCCUUGAUAACUGCUACAGCUGACCAUGUGAGAGUAAUUAUUGAAAUUAAAGCGUCCUAGAAAACAGCCCUUUUGCUUAAUACUUGACUGAUAAGUAUCCUGCUUGGAUGAGCACUUGCAGACUCGGAUAUCGUCGAAUGUGCGAAAAAGUUUUACAAUUUAAAAACACUUGACAGGAUCAUCAUACUCUAACCGAAUAACCACCCUCAUUGUAAGUAAGUGCCAGAACGAAAUUAUAUUUUUCCACGUGUAUCAGAAGUAUGGACUCCUGAGAAUUGAAGAGAGCGGUAUUGAUGGGAAUGACGUACGCGAUCAAACUGAGGAAAUCAUGCGGUGUAAUGAGGCUUGUGCGCAUGCGUGAUGGAUAAGCUAUUUCAUGCGUCAUAACUGGACUAUCUCAAGCCUGAUUGUAGACUAUACGUCGGUGUAGUGCAGGAAACUACAAUAGUCAAACAAAAUAGUAACACCUGGGAAGAAUUUAUCAUCCUCAUAACGCGUGCAAGCAGAGCGGUGUUUUCGUCAGAUGUAAGAAACUAUUAUAGUAUAAUGUUUAUUAUAAAUUAUAACUCUAACCAAGUUCUAGUAUUUAUGUCAUUCUCUCUAUCUUCACACAUUUCUCAAUGGACUUUUUUUUUUUGUCAGAUGAACCGCCAUUUGCUUUUUUCACCAGCAACUUAUACACUACGGGAGCUGUUCCAUUUAUGGGUAUGCUCGUAGCGGUUAAAGUGUAAUGACGCUGCACCAUUCACAGCCACGACGACUCUCUUUGCGGUGUUGAAGCAAGAGAUAGCGCUGCCCUAUUCGAUUAAAAAAACGCAGCUUUUUUUGUUAAAAAAACAUUGUAACAAGCUUCUUCUUUUUUUCUUUUAUAACGAGCCAAAUCAAUGUUAUCUUCAGGAAUUCUUUUCCGUUUAUUUUUCUCUCGACCAAUAGAGGGGCACACCUGCCAACAUAGGACAGACGUUUUUUCAGUGUCGCGUGGCAUACGUGAGCUAAGCGGAAUUGUUACCACUAGAAAUCUCUAAAACGUCUCAUGACCCCGGAAAACUCAAGUUAUGAUAGGUUCAAACUCGAUGUAGCCGCAUUAUCUGGACUGUUAGAAUAUAGAGACAGCGAGAGCUGAGGAAACGCAGGACGCGCCAAAUUGUGCUGGUCACGCUUCUCCCUGGUUCUGAUCGGUGAAUAUACCCCAAUCUUAUCUUGGUUGAGAAUCGGUGUUUGAAAACGCUCAGGACUUGAUCGUCACACCCUGGGUUGAUAAUAUUCAAAGUCGUUGAGACCUCAAGAAUCAAACGCCACGCUGACUCGCUUCCUUCACUUUUUUUUACUGUUUCGUGAUUUGUUUUUAUGCGUUCUUACCGGUCAAUUCUUCAGUCUAAUUGGCUUCGGAGUGAUAUAAUAAAACGCCCGAGACGUGUCACGUCCUGCGUUUCUGAAGUUUUCGGUGUCUUUAAAAGGUUUUUUGCCGACGCGCGAACCAAAUAAAAAAAAGGUGUUGCAUUUUUUUUGUUCGAUUUGCCUCGCGCAAUGGUGUAAAAACCUUUCGCGUGUCUGCCCUUGGAAAAAAAAAAGUGCUGUGCUAAAUGUAUUUUAUGAUGCCUAAUUGUGUACUUUCAUGAAACAGUUCGCGAAGCAUGUUUAAGGAAUAUUUUAUAAGUUUACUAAUGGUACAUCACUAAUAUACUUUUAGUGUGUACAGGUUAGUUGAAAGAACUCGGACGGACGGGCGGACUGCGGAACCACUACAAUACGAAGUCCAUGAAAUUUAUAUUAAAAGCUUUCUUUAGACACCGAAAGCAUGCUAUGAAUAAACUUUCACUGUGUACUUUUCUGUGUCAGGAGGGUACAUAUUUGGUAUACUUUAAGUUGAAUAUUGUUGAACAUGGGUCAGAAUGUUCUGUGAAAGUAAAGUUUGUACAUGAAGGUUUUUUUUUUUACUUCUUUUUUCAUUAGUAUUAUGCACUCCACAGAUGUUCUUUUACGAAGCGAUAUUGUAAAACGUUUAUUAUCGUUCAACUCUGCAAAACCCAAACGAUCAAUUUGUCCGAAGUGUGUACAGCCAAGUCUCAUUAAUAUGGAUCCCGUUAAUGUGAACAUCCAGUUAUAUAAACAAAAUGUUCGGGAACACUCUGCGCAAAUACAUGUAUUUUUAUGUGUAUUAUGAACGAAUCUAGGGGAGAAGGGGAAUGUUCAUAUUAACGAGGCAUGACUGUAUUAAUUAAUUACCCCAUUCAUCAUACUGCGUCCAAUAGGUCCCGUUGAGUAGAUCAUCACCGAUGUGUCAAUGAGCCCAGCAAGACUUGACGCCACUUGAGACCAAGUACAAAUGUGAUUUCCCUGUCGCAUGAUAUCUUCUGUCUAGAGCGGAAUGUGACCAUUCAUGUUCACGUCAUGCCAGGUCGGGAAAAAAUAGCUUACCCUAGUGUUAACCUUAGAAACAGUAUAUUUUUAAAAGGUGAAGAGCAGUAUUACAAUUGAAAAAGAUACCGCAGAAAGAAAAAUUCCACAAUUUGGCCCUCCUGUGUUUAAAGAUGCACAAAAGUGGGCUUCGACUUUGUACUUUUAUGGCCCCAACUUGAUCUAUGGACUUUAAAGCAUUUCGAACACAGCAGAAUGACGUUGCGCGCGUUCCGAGUAUUGAUAAAGGUUACCAUCAAAGAGCUAUUAUUAAGUGCAGGGUAGGAGGUCAGAAUUAGAAGGAAAGAAUUUGUGUAUGAGUUGAGAGUAAUCUUUCUUUUUUCGCGCGUGGUUACGAGUUUCGAGCAAAUGAUCAACAGUGGCUCUUCCGUCCGCAAGAUUAGAGCAGACUUAGAGUCGCACUCAUAAGUUCAAGCUCAAGUUUUUUUCAUUCUCAUGAACAUUAGUGCGAUGUAUUAAAUAUUAAAUGAUGAGGGAGUAACGAAUAAUUUAGAUUGGAAACUAAAACUCUUAAAAUAAACCAGCAUUUGAAACAAAUUAAAGUAAAUUCUAAAAAAAAAAAAGGUUUUGUACUUGAAAAGCGCCGAAAGAAGAUUAUUGUCAGCGGCAAUGGGGUCGACAAGUUCCGUACUUGUGAUAUGCAGGGGGAGUGGAGAAAAUAGAUUCAGUUAGAUCAUAAUUUUAAUAUUAAGUUUUGAAGAUAUCAUUACACUGUUGAAAUAUAUGAAAUCAGAAGGAAAAUUAAAAUAAAAGUAAAUAUAGCUAAGUUGAGGCAAGCUAAAGCAAUUGUUAAUUAGAA